UUCUUUUAUUUCUUUACACAGCCAUCCAGGAUAAGAAUUGUGAGGGAGAAGAAGAAAGAAACCAAACUCUCAAUCUCACAUUGAGCAAGAUCCAAGUGGUGUGUAGAAAGAUGGAGAAAGAAAUGAAAAAGAGAUCCAAAGUCAAAACAUUCACUGAUUUUGAUGCGGAUCGUCAAGCGGGCCCUCCGAUAGUAAGAGCACUUGUUGUGGACAAUGAUGAGCACAUUCGAAAGAUUCAUGAAGAUAUUUUGAAAACACUUGGUGUGGAAACUUGUUCAGUGGAAACUGGCCAAGAAGCCUUAGAAAUAAUUUCUUAUGAUCGGAUCUAUGACCUAAUUCUGAUUCGUAGGAUUUUGCCUGUCAUGGAUGGACUUAAGGUGACGGAGAUGCUGCGAAACAUGGAGUACCCUACAACGAUAAUUGGGGUGACGCAUCCGCUUACAGAAUUAGAAAAGGAAGAAUUUUAUAGUGCAGGGGUAGAUGGUUGCAUUGAUUAUGAGAUACCAUUGAGAGCUAAAACGGUUGAAACACUGGUUGCAAAUAUUAAUCCUCCCCGACCCUGGAAGAAAAGAGUUGAGUAUAAUGCAGUUUACAAUACUUUUUUCCGUCCUGAUUCAAAGUUUCGUCGUGGCCAGCUUUAUCAUUCAAGUUCUGGUCGUGGCUCAGGUUCAAGUUCUGGUCGUGGCUCAGGUUCAAGUUCUGGCCGUGGCUCAGGUUCAAGUUCUGGCCGUGGCUCAGGUUCAAGUUCUGGCCGUGGCUUAGGUUCAAGUUCUGGCCGUGGCUUAGGUUCAAGUUCUGGUCGUGGCUCAGGUUCAAGUUCUGGCCGUGGCUUAGGUUCAAGUUCUGGUCGUGGCUCAGGUUCAAGUUCUGGCCGUGGCUUAGGUUCAAGUUCUGGUCGUGGCUCAGGUUCAAGUGCUGGUCGUGGCUCAGGUUCAAGUUCUUGCAAAUAGUUGAUUCUGUGAAUUGCUUCAAUAAAGUUAGAAUGUGUUUUUACAAACAUGAAAUGGCAGCUGAUCUAUAUAUAGUUAUAUGCUUGUGUUAAUGAUGAAUGUAAAGACUAUACAAGUUGUUAUAUUAGUUUUUUCUAAAAUGUGAUA
Molecule: messenger RNA, 1097 nt
Organism: Lathyrus oleraceus (garden pea)
Lineage: Eukaryota; Viridiplantae; Streptophyta; Magnoliopsida; Fabales; Fabaceae
Exons: 3
Coding region: 111-950 (279 amino acids)
Biological process (GO): phosphorelay signal transduction system
Source: RefSeq, a predicted model, not a curated record